AUGGUCAUUGUACGGCUCUGGCCACUUGUGGCUUUUUUUGCUGGCCUAGCAGUGCACUGGUUGGCGACGCGACAGAGCCUUCCCCCAGGUUUAUGUGGCAUCGGAAGCUCCGGUCGCAGCGCGAAGAACGUGAAAGAAGCAGGAGUGGCAGGAGCAGGUGGCGAGCAGCUUGUUCAGGAGGAGCUGGGGAAGGUCUUGGUUCAGUCCUGGAAGCUGGCUUGCCAGUAUUUGGUACAUCUCCAUUUGUUGCCAUUCUUUGCGAGCAUCUAUGAUUAUCAGCGCAGGCGAAAUUGGAUGUCGUUGUGCUUUAUGGUCUCCUGCCUUUUGAACUACGUAGCUUUCCUAGUCUCGGCUUGGCAGUCCUUCACGCUGACCCCGCGCCGCGCCAACUUUCUGUGUUCUGUUGUCUAUUCAAACGUGCUCGUUGCUUUGAUUUGCAGCUCUUGGGAGACGAAGGAAGACUUCUUGGCACAGAGGGAUCUGUUCAUGAUGGCGCAGAUCAUCCUUUCCGUUGUAUAUCCACAGCGCGCGCUCGCCACUGGCUUUGCCGUUUGCUUCUUGAUCGGGUAUGUGUGGACAACGUGGCGCGCGUGUGGUGAUCAAGCUUUGACUCUGUGGUUUGGUGUCUUCCAAGUCUUUCAGGCCGUAGUGACUAUGCUCUUCCCUGUUGUCAACGAGACGAUGAACCGGGAGUGCAUCAUGGCCGUCGUCAGCGCUCAGGAUUCAGAAUCUCUCGUGACAGCCUUCCGCCGCAUGCUGAAAGGUGUGUGUGAGGGAGAUGUACUGCUGGACUCGGAUUUGACAAUUUGCGAAAAUGCUGAUUGCCUUAACAGGCUGCUGCAGAGAGCCGACAUGUUAGGCCAGAGCUUUUCCAACCUUAUCAUCCAGGAUGAGGAUCCCAUCAAGACUUUCACAAAGUUUGUGGAAGACUCCGCUGACAUGCCAAACAGCGUGUCAAGUCUUCCGCAGGGCCUUCGUGUCUCCCUUAAGGGAGCGCACAGACGAGUUGCUGUAGAUGUCUUUCAUGUUGCUCUUCCCAAGGCCCUAGGUCUGUCCUCUGCGCGCCACCUUCUGGCAUUAGUGCAGGAUGCAGAUACUCAGCCUCACAUGGCCGAAAUGGACGAGACUCCAGAUCGCCAGCAGUCUGAGGAAAGUGGUUCAACAUCAGAAGCUUCUUCGUGCGCUGAAGCGGUCCAAGCAUUUGAGGAGUUGUCCCAGCUUACGCUGCUGCUCAAUGUCAGCACGGACCUCAUGGACGUGGAGGAGGUGUAUAUGCGCUUCGCUCGACAAACGGACGCGGAACAGGUCAAGUAUUCAAUGCCCACUCUAAAGAGAUUUGUGCGCCCACUGGACUGGUUUGCUUUAGAAAGGCAGUUGCGAGUGUUUGCUGAUUCAGCAGCACGAGCCCUUCCAAAGCCCAAGAAGCUCCCGCCGCUGAUGCUACGCAUCCCUGGUGACUCGGCGAGUUUCCUUAGCGCAAGGACCGUGUCAGUGAAGUCCAUCUUCACCGGCCCGCGACCAUCUGGGCAGCCUGCCUGGGUGCAUCUUACGUUGAGCAGCUUCAAUGAAGAGCCCCUGGGUCGGCCUGAGGUAAUGGACAUCGUCGAGGAGAAUAGCGCAGAGAGCUCCUCAGCCGGCACCGAGAAGCAAAAAGGGGCAAUGUCGAAGACGAUUGCACAAGAGACGGAGGAGGACCAGAAGAGCUAUGAUAAGCUCCAGUGCUGGUGCGCUGCUGAGAAGAAAGAAAAGACAGACACCAUCGACCAAGGGGUGGCAAAGACUGCCGAGAUUGAGUCGUCCCUCGACAGCUUGUCUGCAUCUCGUGUGCAACUGGAGACUCACAUCAAGGACCUGCAGCAGCAAGUUGCUGAUGGACAAAAGGCCAUGGAGAAGGCUGCCGGCGUGCGAAAGGACGAGAAAGAGAAGUUCGAUAGUUAUGAAUCCGACACUGCCACCUACCUGGUGAGCUUGAAGGCGGCUAUCGGAGUGCUGACAAAGAAGACUGGGCAGACGGCGCUGCCUCAGAUGUCUGCCUUCAUGCAAAUGUUCUCCCAUGCGAGUCCCACCACCAUGACGCCGGAGCUUGGCGGGGAGUCAGAGGUCUCUGAUGUCACGUCACCUUUCUCCGACCUCUGGGGCGACUCGAGGGACGAGGCCAGCGGCGGGGCUGUCGAGAUGACGGAGAGGAGACUCCGAGGAAGCCCAGACCCGUCUGCCGGUCCUGAUGGCUGGUCCGCAGACGAAGAGGCCCUCGUGAAUCGGGGCCUGGGAGCCGCGAUGUCCUUUGCGCAGUCGGGACGAAGCCUCGAGAUCUACAGCCCCGGAUCGACUGGCGAGCUCAUCGGCAUGUUCCAGCAGAUGAUGUCAACCAUGGAGGCAGAUCUGAAGGAUGCUCGGACGAAGGAAGCUCAGGCGGUCCAGGAGUUUGAGGAGCUUCGUUUGGCCCGGCUAGAGGAGAUCCAUCAGGCAGCCGGCAGGGUGGACGUCAAGAAGAAGGAGAGGGCACACGCCAGCGAGGCGAUCGCCCUCGCCAAAUCAGACAAGAAGCAGCUGGGCAAGGUGGUUGCAACCAGCAGGGAGGCUUUGGCGACGGUUUCCAAGCGCUGUGAGGACGCAGAGCAUGGGUACCGGGAUCGCACAGGGGCACGGCAUCAGGAGGAUGCUGCUAUUGCCGAGGCCAUCCAGGUCUUGACAGACGGUCCCUCAACAGUGGUAAGCUUCCUACAGUUAGCCAGCACACGCACAAAGGCAGGGGCGCGCGCGAUGGCCACCAGGACCUUGCGCGAGGCUGUGACAGCGACACUCGGAACGGAGACCUCCCGCUCCCUUGAAGACCUUGCUGUAGCAGCGGAGAGCGACUCCUUCAGUAAGGUGAGAGAUGCCAUUGAUGGCAUGAUCCGAGAGCUGAAGCAGCAGCAGCAGUUGGAUGCCAAGAAAAAAAACUGGUGCAAGCAGGAGUUCUUUGAGAACGAGCGCGCCGCCAGGGCUGCAGCAGAUCAUCAGACUUCUCUGGAGCUCCAGGCAUCGCAGAUGUCCUCGGACAUCAAGACUCUGCAAGGAGACCUGGACCAAACUGCUACGAAGCGAGAGCAGCUGAAGCAGCAGUUGCAGACAGCGGGGGAGGAGCGCAAGCAGGAACAGUCGGCUUUCCAGAAGACGCAGUGGGAUCAGCAGAUGACCAUCCGCGCCCUCAAACAGGCCUUCCGGAAGCUCUCCGGGAUCUACGGGAGUUCAUCCUUCCUGCAGGCGCCACCGCAGGCAGCUGGCUACAAAAAGAACCAGAUGGGGGGCACCGUCCUGCAGCUACUGCAGACGCUCAUAGUGGAUGCGAGGGCGCUGGUGGACAAAGCUGCGACUGCGGAGAACCAAGCAGAGGCCAGCUAUGGUCGCUUCGUCGAGGAGACGAAGGCAAUGCUCGAGUCGCUGCAGACAGACAUCAUUGCCAAGUCGCGGGCGAUCGCGACAGCCAAGAAAGAUCUUCUCCGAAGCGGGCAAGAUGUGAGGUUGAACGCACAGGAGCAGAGCGACCUGGCAACGCAGAAAGCCAACCUCAAGGCCCAGUGCAACUCCCUGAUUGAGGGCUUCGACCAGAUCAGCGGCAAGAGGCAGGCUGAGAUCGAGGCGCUGACGCAGUCCAAGGCGGCGCUGGUGGACUGA
Messenger RNA from Symbiodinium pilosum, 3657 nucleotides. The record is from the annotation of a GenBank genome assembly. NCBI's taxonomy places the organism in Eukaryota, Dinophyceae, Suessiales, Symbiodiniaceae.